GGGUGGAGGAUCCAGAAAUGUGAUUAGAAACGUGGAGUCAGUAAAUAAAGUUACCAAACAGAAGAUGGGACUCCAGUCUGUUUUAUGAGUGAAGUGUUUGCACUACUUUGUGUUGCUUUAUUAUAUAAAAUCCCAAUUAAACACAUUCAAUUUUUGUAGUUGUAGUUUGAAAAACAUUUGAAAAAGUUCACAUAAACACUUUUGCGAGAAAAGUUUGUUUUACAAAUAUAUGCCUUUAAUUUGGAAUUUUACAGCGAUAAUUUAGGUUAAACUUUAUGUAGUUUCACAUCCUACCAUUAGGUGGCAGCAUACUCUAUUUUAAGGCAAUACUGCAGUUUCAGUGUUGAGAAGAACAGUAGACAACUUGCCUCCUCUGGGCUUGGAUGCUUUUAGGUUGAUGUUGGAUUUAUUGUUACUGUAUUGACUUGACCAAUUACAAUACAAUGAUUCUUUUCUUUUAUAUCAGCUUCGAUUUUUUUCUACUUUCAGGUAAAAUACUUUCUAAAUUUUGCUACAGAUAUUUUACGUUCUGUGCUGUAACGUUUAAAGACCUUUCAGCUUAAGGUUUCCGUCUAUCUGUCUGGUUUUGUUCUCCCAGGUUCGUCUCUCAGUGACCAGGUCUACCAGGUUCCUGAUCACAUCCUUGGAAAGCCGGGGGAAUCUGCCAUCAUACAAUGUUCACACACUAUUCCGAACUACGACCGGGUCCUCUGGUACAAACAGUCGACCCAGCUCCAGUUCCUGGGACACAUGUACAAAAACAUGGAUAAUCCCGAAGCCGGGCUGGGUGUGAAGCUGGGUGGGAACGCAGAAAAAGACCAGAACUGCACAUUAACGCUCGAAGUCCUCAACCCAAACAGCAGCGGGGUUUACUUCUGUGCCGCUCGCUACCACAGUGCUCCAACUUACUGCUCCUCAGGGAGGAUCUUCUUGAAGCAACACAGUAUUUAACCUCCCUCAGAAAUUCAGUGCAGCAUCCUUAGACCACAUCAAUAGAAGCUGACAGAUGUAAUUCAAAAUGAUAUCUCAAGUUCUCAUCAUAUUUAUACUCUUUUUUUCAAAGAAGCAAGUUCACUGCCAGGACGUCAUCCAGGAUCCAACAAUCAGCUGGAGUUUUAAGUCCAAGUCCGCAGAAAUGAAAUGCAGCCACAAAAAUCUUAUCACUCAUACCCAGAUGUACUGGUACCGACAGCGACCAGGGGAGACCAUGACUCUCAUUGUGUACACGGCGUUCGGUGGGCAGCCAGACUACGGAGAGAACCUGCAGAGCAAAUACUCAGCAGUCAAAGACUCCAUAGAGGCCGGAGCUCUGACUGUGAAGGACCUGCAGCCUGAUGACAGCGGCAUUUAUUUCUGUGCUGUCAGCAAACACAGUGAUGUGAGGAAAUACAACAGCUGAACAAAAACCGACUGCCAAUACAACAGUUAAUAGGAAACCCACAUCUGCACUACUGUGACUCUCCAGUAGGUGGCAGUGAGGCUCAAUAAAUGAUACAAGAAGCAUUGAGACUUUUACAAACAUACAAACUCUCAACAGAAAGGGUUUCCGAUGGAUUUGAACCAACAUUUUCAGCUAUAAACAGCCUCAACUAUUCAGGAAAGGUUUGGGGAAUGUUUGUGAUCAGUCUCUAAUGUUGGAACAGAAAGGUUGCUGCUUCCGCUCCAAUUUAUCCCAAAGGUGCUCCACCACUCUAAGUUUAAGUUCAAGUUCAAUGUUUGCAGAAGAAAUUUGCAACACGCAGUAUUUUUAUCCUAUUUUUAC
Molecule: messenger RNA, 1762 nt
Organism: Poecilia latipinna (sailfin molly)
Lineage: Eukaryota; Metazoa; Chordata; Actinopteri; Cyprinodontiformes; Poeciliidae
Product: immunoglobulin iota chain-like
Exons: 3
Coding region: 1019-1399 (126 amino acids)
Biological process (GO): cell surface receptor signaling pathway
Cellular component (GO): plasma membrane
Source: RefSeq, a predicted model, not a curated record